AUGCCCGGCGUGCAGAAUGAGUUAAAUCGAGCAACCAGUGUAAAGAGGCCGUCCCUAGGUCCGGUCCCUCCCCCCAGGAAGAAGUCCAGCCCCAAGUCGGAGCUCACCAAGGAGCUGAAACAGGAGAUCAGAGAGGCCUUUGAACUUUUCGACACCGACGCCUCCGGACACAUUGAAGUCAAGGAGCUAAAGGUUGCUAUGAGGGCGCUGGGGUUCGAGCCGAAGAAAGAGGAGAUUAAGAGGAUGAUAGCAGAGAAGGAUUCUAAGGAGGAGAUCCUGAAAGCAUUCCGACUGUUUGAUGAUGAUGAGACGGGGAAGAUCUCCUUCAGGAACCUGAAGAGGGUCGCCAAAGAACUAGGAGAGAACCUGACUGCCGAGGAACUGCAGGUGAGACAUAAGGAGAUGAUCGAGGAGGCAGACAGGGAUGGAGACGGCGAGGUGAACCAGGGAGAGUUCCUCCGCAUCAUGAAGAAGACCAGCCUGUACUGA
Molecule: messenger RNA, 489 nt
Organism: Salvelinus namaycush (lake trout)
Lineage: Eukaryota; Metazoa; Chordata; Actinopteri; Salmoniformes; Salmonidae
Product: caltractin-like
Exons: 5
Coding region: 1-489 (162 amino acids)
Biological process (GO): mitotic cell cycle; nucleotide-excision repair; centriole replication
Cellular component (GO): centrosome; centriole
Molecular function (GO): calcium ion binding
Source: RefSeq, a predicted model, not a curated record